Molecule: messenger RNA, 3817 nt
Organism: Nothoprocta perdicaria
Lineage: Eukaryota; Metazoa; Chordata; Aves; Tinamiformes; Tinamidae
Gene: GRID1
Product: glutamate ionotropic receptor delta type subunit 1
Exons: 17
Coding region: 79-3198 (1039 amino acids)
Biological process (GO): monoatomic ion transport; synaptic transmission, glutamatergic; modulation of chemical synaptic transmission
Cellular component (GO): postsynaptic membrane; plasma membrane
Molecular function (GO): glutamate-gated receptor activity; transmitter-gated monoatomic ion channel activity involved in regulation of postsynaptic membrane potential
Source: RefSeq, a predicted model, not a curated record
CCCCGUCCUCGUCUCUCUUCUUUUCCCCAUCUGCCUCGCCACCAAACCCGCGCUGAUGUGCUGUGCGAGAGGCUGGAAAUGGAAGUGUUGAUGCUCUGGCUUUUCCCCUGGAUAUUUCAGUGCAUUUCGGUGCGGGCGGACUCCAUCAUCCACAUUGGUGCCAUUUUCGAAGGCAAUGCUGCCAAGGACGACGAGGUGUUCAAACAGGCCGUGUCGGAUCUGAACCUCAAUGACGACAUCCUCCAGAGCGAGAAGAUCACCUACUCCAUCAAGCUCAUAGAAGCCAACAACCCUUUCCAUGCGGUGCAGGAAGCCUGCGACCUGAUGACGUUGGGCAUCCUGGCGCUGGUGACGUCCACGGGCUGCGCCUCGGCCAACGCGCUGCAGUCGCUGACGGAUGCCAUGCACAUCCCGCACCUGUUUGUGCAGCGCAGCACGGGGGGCUCGCCGCGCACCGCCUGCCACCUGAACCCCAGCCUGGAGGAGGAGGAGUACACGCUGGCCGCGCGCCCGCCCGUGCGCCUCAACGACGUCAUGCUCAAGCUGGUCACCGAGCUGCGCUGGCAGAAGUUCAUCGUCUUCUACGACAGCGAUUACGACAUACGGGGACUGCAGGGCUUUCUCGAUCAGGCCUCCAGGCUGGGACUUGACGUGUCCUUGCAAAAAGUGGACAGGAACAUCAGCAGAGUCUUUGCCAACCUCUUCACCACCAUGAAAACGGAGGAGCUGAACCGCUACCGUGACACCUUGCGAAGGGCCAUCCUGCUGCUCAGCCCGAGGGGAGCCCAGACCUUCAUUAACGAGGCUGUGGAAACCAACCUUGCUUCAAAGGAUAGUCACUGGGUCUAUGUAAAUGAGGAAAUCACUGACAAUGAGAUACUGGAGUUGGUGCAUAGCGCGCUGGGGAGGAUGACAGUUAUCCGGCAAAUAUUCCCUCUCUUGAGGGACAACAACCAGAGGUGCAUGAGGAACAACCACCGAAUCUCCUCGCUGCUGUGCGAUCCGCAGGAAGGCUAUCUGCAGAUGCUGCAGGUUUCCAACCUGUACCUGUACGACAGUGUGCUCAUGCUGGCCAACGCCUUCCACCGCAAGCUGGAGGACAGGAAGUGGCACAGCAUGGCCAGCCUCAACUGCAUGCGCAAGUCCACCAAGCCCUGGAAUGGGGGCCGCUCCAUGCUGGAGACUAUCAAGAAGGGCCAUAUAACCGGGCUUACUGGUGUUAUGGAGUUCAGAGAAGAUGGCGCCAACCCCUACGUUCAAUUUGAGAUACUGGGCACUAGUUACAGCGAAACCUUCGGCAAAGACGUGCGGAGGUUGGCAACGUGGGACUCAGAAAAGGGACUGAACGGCAGCCUGCAAGAACGACGUCUGGGCAGCGACUUGCAAGGACUCACCCUGAAAGUGGUGACUGUCUUGGAAGAGCCUUUUGUGAUGGUGGCAGAAAAUAUACUUGGGCAACCAAAACGAUAUAAAGGAUUUUCCAUUGACGUCCUGGAUGCACUCGCCAAAAAUCUGGGCUUUAAGUAUGAGAUAUAUCAAGCUCCUGAUGGUAAAUAUGGACAGCAGCUCCAUAACAGCUCCUGGAAUGGAAUGAUUGGGGAACUCAUUAACAAGAGAGCUGACCUAGCAAUCUCAGCCAUCACAAUCACACCCGAACGCGAGAGUGUUGUGGACUUCAGCAAGCGUUACAUGGAUUAUUCAGUGGGGAUCUUAAUCAAAAAGCCUGAAGAGAAAAUCAACAUCUUCUCUCUGUUUGCUCCGUUUGACUUUGCGGUGUGGGCUUGCAUUGCGGCAGCCAUCCCUAUAGUUGGUGUCUUGAUAUUUGUCUUAAACCGGAUCCAGGCCAUCAGGGCUCAGAACACUUCCCAGCCAAGUCCUUCAGCUUCCUCCACUCUCCACAGCGCCAUUUGGGUGGUGUACGGCGCCUUUGUACAGCAAGGGAGUGAAUCCACGGUCAAUUCUGUGGCUAUGCGCAUUGUAAUGGGCAGUUGGUGGCUCUUCACCCUUAUCGUGUGCUCAUCCUACACAGCUAACUUGGCAGCUUUUCUCACAGUAUCCAGGAUGGAUAAUCCUAUAAGAACAUUUCAGGAUCUGUCCAAACAAAUGGAUAUAUCUUAUGGUACAGUCAGGGAUUCAGCAGUGUAUGAAUACUUUAAAGCAAAAGGGACAAACCCCUUGGAGCAGGAUAACACAUUUGCUGAACUGUGGAGGACAAUCAGUAAGAAUAAUGGAGCAGAUAAUUGUGUAUCGAAUCCUUCUGAAGGCAUCAGGAAGGCAAAGAAAGGAAACUAUGCUUUCCUGUGGGAUGUGACAGUGGUGGAAUAUGCCGCACUGACCGAUGAUGAGUGCUCCGUGACAGUCAUUGGAAACAGCAUCAGCAGCAAAGGAUAUGGGAUAGCCCUCCAGCAUGGAAGCCCGUACAGAGAUCUUUUCUCCCAGAGGAUCUUAGAAUUGCAAGAAAGCGGAGAUUUGGAUGUUCUCAAACAGAAAUGGUGGCCACGAAUGGGACGUUGUGACCUGAAUAGCCAUGCCAAUGCACAGACAGAUGGGAAGGCACUCAAGCUUCACAGUUUUGCAGGCGUUUUCUGCAUUUUAGCAAUAGGCCUUCUUCUUGCAUGCUUGGUGGCAGCAUUGGAGUUGUGGUGGAACAGCAACCGUUGUCAUCAAGAAACACCGAAAGAGAUACAGCAUGGGCAGCAGCAGUGCAAACUUCCCCACAUUGCCCCACCAAUGUGCCUCAACCCUGACCUGGAGAGACCACCUUUAGGGGAUAAGGAAGUGAACCUGGAGCAGGUGCACAGGCGCAUGAACAGCUUGAUCGAUGAAGACAUCGCCCACAAGCAGAUCUCGCCGGCGUCCAUCGAGAUCUCGGCCCUGGAGAUCGGCGGCAUGGCGCCCGCCCAGACCCUGGAGCCGGUGCGCGAGUACCAGAACACGCAGCUUUCCGUGAGCACCUUUUUACCAGAACAGACGGCGCACGGCGCCAGCAGGACACUGUCGGCCGCGGCGGGCAGCCAGCUGCCGCUGCCCCUCAGCAGCUCGGCCACCAUGCCCUCCAUACAGUGCAAACACAGGUCGCCCAACGGGGGCCUCUUCCGGCAGAGCCCCGUCAAAACGCCCAUCCCCAUGUCGUUCCAGGCCGUGCCGGGGGGCGUCAUCCCCGAGGCGCUGGAGCCCUCGCACGGGACCUCCAUAUAGCCACCACAGACAGACCCACAACCAGCAGAGCUUUUUAAUACCACAUUUAAAACAGAAAAAGAAAAAGAAAAAAAAAAAAGAACAGACUCUUACCUUUUUCUUGUAUAUAUCUGUAAAUAACGAAAGAAUGAAGUGGGGUAAAAGUGUAUUUUGAAUAUUCCCAAUUUUCGAAGUCAGUAAAAAAACAAAAAAAAAGCAAACAAAAGUGUAUGAAUGACUUUGUAAAUUUUGUUCUAUACGAAUAAAAAGGCAAACUACUUGUGAUCGUUCUCAAGUGCCAAAGAAGACCAGUUACUGGGACUGAGGGCCGUACAAUCUUUUUUUUUGUGUGGAUUUCAACAUUCAUUUGUUCAUUUUUUUUUUAAGAGCAAAAAGAAUUUACCCAUUUCUUGCUAGCAAAGUUCACCAUAUUCAGACGUCUCCUCAGAACCCUGUUUUAUAGUCAAGCAAAGCAUUGACCAUUGUUUUAAGCCUGAAUUUUAACUAAAAUCCAAUAAACAGAAAUAAAAAGCUUUUUUCCAUCCAACAAGGAUUUAAAUUUCCACGCAGUUUCUAAGUUAAAGCACAGGAUUAUUGAAUUGUGUUUUUGCAUGUGUUCUCUGCUGUGUGGCUCUUUUUA